AUGCCUCCAAUGGAUGAUGACGACGAUGAUUUAGACCCAGACAGAGACCUGAUUGGUGACAUUGACGAUGCAGAUGAGAUGGCCGAAGAUGAAGAUGGAAUUGACCUGUUCCGCGAUGACUUUGAAAAGGACUACAAGCGGCGUGAAAACGAUGAAUAUGAGGGACUUGACAUUGACGAUGAAGGGGAAUUCGAUGAACUCAAUCUGGCGGAUCGAAGACAACUAGAAGCACGUCUAAAUCGACGUGAUCGAGAGCUUGCCAGACAGCGAAAAAUGGCACCUGCUUUCCUCCAAGAUGAUGAAGAUGAAAUGCAGGAUCUUUCAAGACAACAGAGACGUCGCCGCCGCCAAUAUGACGAAGACGACAUGGACGCAGACGAGAACAUUAUGGACGAGGAAUUGUCAUUGGAGACUCUACAGGAUGUCAAAGCCUCAUCUCUUCAAGAUUGGGUAGCCCUGCCGGCAGUCUACCGAUCAAUCUUCAGGGAAUUCAAAUCCUUCUUAACUGAGUACACCGACGUCAAGGGCACAUCAGUCUAUGGCACCCGCAUCCGAACCCUUGGUGAGGUCAAUGCCGAGUCUCUUGAAGUAUCAUACGACCACCUUUCAGCGUCAAAAGCUAUUCUGGCCUACUUUCUAGCCAAUGCCCCGGCAGAAGUGCUAAAGAUUUUCGACCAAGUUGCAAUGGAUGUCACUCUGCUACAUUAUCCAGACUAUGAGCGCAUUCAUUCUGAGAUCCACGUCCGUAUAUCAGACCUACCAGUGCAUUACACUCUGCGACAACUCCGACAAACACACUUAAACUGCCUGGUACGAGUGACCGGUGUAGUGACCCGACGAACAGGUGUCUUUCCCCAACUCAAGUACGUACGCUUCGACUGCACGAAAUGUGGCGUGACACUUGGUCCGUUUCAACAGGAGUCAAACGUCGAAGUGAAAAUAUCCUACUGCCAGAAUUGCCAAUCCCGUGGCCCCUUCACCCUGAAUAGUGAACGAACCAUUUACCGCAACUACCAAAAACUCACCCUUCAAGAAUCUCCCGGAACGGUCCCUGCAGGUCGUCUUCCCCGCCAUCGCGAAGUCAUCCUCCUCUGGGACCUAAUUGACUCCGCAAAGCCCGGUGAAGAGAUCGAGGUAACUGGAAUCUACCGCAACUCCUACUCCGCCCAACUGAACAACAAAAAUGGCUUUCCCGUCUUCGCAACCAUUUUAGAAGCCAACCAUGUCAUCCAAUCCCACGACCAACUCGCCGGCUUCCGCCUCACCGAAGAAGACGAGCGCGAAAUUCGCUCCCUAAGCCGCGAUCCCAAAAUCGUCGACCGCAUCAUCUCGUCCAUCGCCCCCUCCAUUUACGGUCACACAGACAUCAAAACGGCCGUCGCCCUCUCCCUCUUCGGCGGCGUCUCCAAAGAAGCACAAGGCAAGCAUAAAAUCCGCGGCGACAUCAACAUCCUCCUCCUCGGCGACCCCGGGACCGCCAAAUCCCAAGUCCUGAAAUACGUCGAAAAGACCGCCCACCGUGCCGUCUUCGCCACAGGCCAAGGCGCCUCCGCCGUCGGUUUAACAGCCUCUGUCCGCCGCGACCCUUUGACAGCAGAAUGGACGCUCGAAGGCGGCGCCCUCGUCCUCGCGGACCAAGGCACCUGCCUAAUUGACGAGUUCGACAAAAUGAACGACCAAGACCGCACCUCCAUCCACGAAGCUAUGGAGCAGCAAACCAUCUCCAUCUCCAAAGCCGGCAUCGUAACGACCCUGCAGGCGCGCUGCGGUAUCAUCGCCGCCGCCAACCCGAUCGGCGGGCGGUACAACUCCACCAUCCCCUUCGCGCAGAACGUUGAACUCACGGAACCUAUCCUCUCGCGUUUCGAUAUCCUUUGCGUUGUCAGGGAUACGGUGGAUCCCGCAGAAGAUGAACGGCUGGCGAGUUUUGUGGUGGAGAGUCAUGGGAGGGCGCAUCCGAGUGUUGGUAGUGCUGCGGAUGUUAAUGCGAGGGCGAUGGAGGUGGAGCAUGAGGAUGCGGUGAGGAGACAAGAUAUGAAUGGAGGCGAGCCUGCUGGGAGGAAUGGGGGGCGGGGGUGGGGGCCGAAGUUGUAUCAGAUCGAUCAGGAUAAGGUGGCGAGGUUGUUUGCGGAUAUGAGGAGGGAGAGUUUGGCUACGGGUGCUUAUCCUAUUACUGUGAGUUUCUCUGCUUGCUCUCUCUCUGCCGUCGAGGUUGAUGGUGGGAGGGUGGAUGGUUUGCUGAUGACUUGA
This is a messenger RNA of Bacidia gigantensis, 2250 nucleotides long. It is a transcript of the gene MCM2, whose product is annotated as MCM DNA helicase complex subunit. The record is from RefSeq and is a predicted model, not a curated record. Gene Ontology annotation, cellular component: nucleus; MCM complex. The coding region runs from base 1 to 2250 and encodes 749 amino acids. Gene Ontology annotation, molecular function: single-stranded DNA helicase activity; 3'-5' DNA helicase activity; ATP binding. Gene Ontology annotation, biological process: double-strand break repair via break-induced replication; mitotic DNA replication initiation; DNA replication. The transcript is spliced from 2 exons. Lineage: Eukaryota; Fungi; Ascomycota; Lecanoromycetes; Lecanorales; Ramalinaceae.